UUGUCGAGAGUCAGUUAUCAUAUAAAAUGAUCGAAUUGUUCCUUUGGGUUAUAAUGGCUGAUCGAGUUGAUCUCAUAUUUAAGAAUUUCCUUCGAGUUGUCCAAGCAUACCAGUGUGGGUUCAAUUCUCGUUGCCGAGAAUCGAGAAUUGAUUGAAAGUGUACUUUUCGUGAUCUGUCAGUGACUACCUAAUUGUGCCUUUUUAUAGUCUCAAUUAUAAGUGACAAGAGCGGGUUGUUGGUUCAUUCUCGUUAUCACAACUAAAGGAACCCGUAUUGCGCCUUCCUCAAAAGUCAAAAAUUGAUACCAGUCGCGAACAUUGGAUUCAACGCUCUUACACUUGUCUCAGAUCAAUUCUGGCCUCCCAAGAAUCUUAUAAGUUGAAUCAGUCUUGUUCUUACCCACGCAGUACUGCAUCAAAUGCAAAGAUAAGCAAAGAAUCAGUGGUGACAGGAACAAUGACAUCUAUCACGUUAUCCGAAGUGGAGCAGGCGGACAUCUUAAGACAAGAAGGAAACGAUUUGUACAAAUCGAGCAAACUCCUACGAUCUAUAACCAACUAUCAAGAAUCCACCAAUCUUGUACCGGACAAUUGCAAACCUCUUGGUAAUUUAUCGACGGCGUAUUUCGAAGUUGGGAAUUAUACCCAAUGUAUCGUUAAGGCGAGAAGAGCUCUUCAAAUCUUGGGGGAAAGCAAGGACAAUAAGAAUACGGAUUUGGUAGAGAAAUUCCAACAACGGAUAAAAAGGGCAGAAAUACAUUCUGCUACUGCCAAGGAAUACUGCCGUGUCGGCAAUGAUAAGCCUGCUUCGUUGUUUCAUCAUACCAUUGACAAGAAUGAGCCUGUGUCUAGUGAUGUCUCCUUUCUAUUCGGUGGGAUUGGCGAUGCACGCAAUUUACUUCAAACAAUCAUUGGCAUUUCUGAGCUUGAAAAGAAGCACCACAUGAAGAAAAAGCAAUAUCAUCUCACCAUGGUCGAUGUCAGCAACAAUACUAUUACAAGAGACUUGAUCAUUUCUAUGUUGCUGGAAGAAUAUUCUAACCUCGAGCCAAGCUCCGAGAAAGCUGAAGGAAUUCUAUCUACUUUGUUUUAUGUCUUUAUUGCCAUCAUUAUUCCCUGCAUCACUUUCAAUCACUUAUAUCGCACCAUCGAUCGAGCCCUCUCUUUGCUACAGUUAAGCACACAGCCUUUGAGUUGGAUGCAUCUUCGUGAGGAGGACUUUUGCUUAUACAAUCCAAACUUUGGAAGACUGGAAGGGCAGAGCUUUAACUUGCAUCACCACUGCCAACGCACGUUACGUGGCGAUGAAAAUGUGCCCACUGCUUUCAAGAAAGAAAAUAAACUCUACAGGGCUACAGCGGUUCUCAUUCCUCCCACAAGACUUCUUCGAAACCACAACCCUGCAAUCCUAGCAUUACUCCAAAAUCGAGGCAGUGAUCCAGGAAAAAGCGAUGCAGCAUUAAAAAAGCAUCCGCAACCCUCGCCUUCGGAAGUAAAGACUCCUGCCUCUUUAUAUGAUUACAUUGCUCCAUUCUUUCAAGAUGCAGCUCGCUCCACCAAAUUCCUCAGUGGUCGUCUUCAGGCUGAAGCUCUGUGUGAUGAUUAUGUGGAUUUUGCGGAGAAAUUAAGAUUCGGAUUGUACCGCGAUGAGAAUAGUCUACAGUCAUCAGACGCCACAGCAUCGAAACUAAUUCAUCGAAAAGACUUCCCAGUCUUGUAUGACCGGAUUCACUUGACCCAGCAACUUACCUCUGUGACGGUGUUGUCGCGUGGUGAGGAACCAUGGCCAAUGGCCAACUAUAUAGAUUAUGGAUCAUCAAAGCCUUUCUUGCGGCAAUUUGGAGGUUUACUUUCCCGGAAGCCCUUUAUGAAGUGGUUCUAUGCUUUGUUCUUCCGCCUUGCUAUACCAUACAAUUCAGACUUAAACAUGUCGGCUACAGUAAUAUUCUCGCCUCUGACUCUUACCAUCAUAUUCUGGCUCAUAGCCCAUCUACGUAGCAUCGGCUAUCCCUCUCAUUAG
This is a messenger RNA of Botrytis deweyae, 2020 nucleotides long. RefSeq lists its product as uncharacterized. The coding region runs from base 458 to 2020 and encodes 520 amino acids. Gene Ontology annotation, molecular function: protein binding. The transcript is spliced from 8 exons. NCBI's taxonomy places the organism in Eukaryota, Fungi, Ascomycota, Leotiomycetes, Helotiales, Sclerotiniaceae. The record is from RefSeq and is a predicted model, not a curated record.